Messenger RNA from Ictalurus furcatus (blue catfish), 6654 nucleotides. It is a transcript of the gene plcb2, whose product is annotated as phospholipase C, beta 2. Lineage: Eukaryota; Metazoa; Chordata; Actinopteri; Siluriformes; Ictaluridae. The transcript has 32 exons. The record is from RefSeq and is a predicted model, not a curated record. Gene Ontology annotation, molecular function: phosphatidylinositol-4,5-bisphosphate phospholipase C activity; calcium ion binding. The coding region runs from base 2322 to 6071 and encodes 1249 amino acids. Gene Ontology annotation, biological process: phosphatidylinositol-mediated signaling; lipid catabolic process.
GUGUAAUUGAGCUUCUGUAACAAGGGAAUUUCCCCAGGGUGGGAUCAAUAACAUUUUUUAUUUUAUCAUAUCUUAUCCCUUUGAUCUUCAUUUUGGCUUAUCCUUUUUAACAAAAAAUGAGAAACUGAAGUCUAAAACCAAGAAACACCUGUCAGUCACAUGUUACAAUAUAUUUGCUCACCUACAAAUGGUGUGGUCUGAUACAAAAUGUGUUAUGCUCUAUGUCAUAUAACACAUCUACAAAUAAAUACCAGGAAAUAAAAGCUGGAAUUCUACACCAUCUUCUCAUAUUCAUCUUUUUGAUCUCAAACCCAAAUAUCUUCAGUCUACAGCAAAAAGAAAUAUAUUGGCUUUGCUGUUCCAGUACUUUUCAAGGGGACUCUAUGCAAAUUGGAUUGCAGUUAUUUAAGUUUCCUUAUGUAUAUAUUUCUGGUGAUUCUGUUUUUACUCCAUGGUUUUAUCACAGUACCAUCUUUAUUUAUUUAUUUUUUUAUUUUUGUCCCACCCACUAGCUAGCCCCUCUCACAUAAAAGAACAGAACAUAACAAAACUCUCUCUGUGACUCCCUGCCACGUAUGUUUUUGUUGUUGUUGUUGUUGUUGUUGUUUUUGUUGUUUUGUUUUGUUUUUUUUUUUUUUUUUUUUUUUUUUGCCUUUGACCAUUUCCUGUUUCUCUGGGAUAUAAAUAUGGAAAAAACAAACAAACAAAACAAAAACAACUGCACAUGUAAUGGAUUUAAACGUACAAAACUAUCUUUUUUUUUUUUUUUUAGAUAUAAUGGAAUGGAAUUCAAUUUAUUUUCUCUUUUGUUGUACAAGCACAACAAAACAUUCUUUUGUGACCAAAUAUGAUGUUUAGCUUUAUCUUAGCUCAGCUUAAGCCACACUAAUAAUCCUAGAGGGCAUUUUGCAAAAGCAGCAGUAUUGAUUAGCUCCCACAGCCACAAUAACAACAGAAUGCUUUAACCCAAGACCUUGGUCUGUUGUGUUUGAGUGGAAAAUUGGAAUAAUUCUGAAUAACAUUGGCUUUUUGCCCAUUCUCUGCAUGGAAAUACUUGUGAAGUUGACUAUGCUAAAACCUCAUGUAAGGUAAAGAAAGUCUCUUAGAAAUUAACCUCCUUGAAAACAUACAUAUUAUAUACUGCAAAUAUAAAAAAAUACAAAAAGUGAACAAAUGCAUGUUUAAUGUUAAAUACAAAGUUUGUAAUAUCACACUUGCGCUUUCCAGAAGUAUAUAUAUCAUAUUAAAUAUUACUUAUCAUACUUAACCUUCAGACCAGAGUUUAACCAUCUUUUUUUAAAUAUAUAUAGUUCAGUAAAUAUAAAAAUGUUAUAUAAACAGUGUGAAAUUAAGCAUCACUGAGCACUGUAAAAAGAUUGGAAAGAAUAAUAGACUAUAAUUUAAAUAGAAAGUUUGCUAACUUUCUAUUUAAAGUGAUUUAAAAUAAUAGUUUCGAGUUAGGAAUGGCAUAGCUUAGUGUGUCUGACUGUUUUGGAGAGGUCGUCUCCAUGCUAACACCUGCCUCCAUGAUUUACAUGUUAUUGUUGGGCUUUCAGACAUUUGACUAUUACCCAAACUACUCUGUAGAAAGAUGAUUGAACCUUUUUCCCCCCUCCUUUUUCUUCCUAAUUCAUAAUUAUUCACCAACAACCUUACUUUUUAACUUAUAUUGUUGCAUUUUAUGCCUACAAAAGACUUGGAUUUAAUCGGAAGCAAAAAAAAGUAGAGAAACAUUAUCAAGUCCUAUAGGAUUCUCUCAACGCCAUGCAUAGAGACUCUCUACUAGCAGAAUUAUAAUUAUAAUCGCAGUAUUAUGUACACAGAUUUUAAAGUAUGAAUCUUUUAACUGCUGUUGAACAUAUUUACAAAAUAGGGCUGUGUGUUACAGUCAGGGUUUUUAAAAUCUCUACAAUCAGAAGUGUGUUUAAGACCAAAAUGAAAUGCGCUCAAUAAAAACUCCACAACCAGAAAAAAAUGAAAGGUUCAGUUGAAAAGACAAGAAAUGAAUGUUUUUAAACAACACCAUCCAUCACAGUACAAUACAACACAUCUUUUAUACAGUGCAUAUGAUUAUGAUAUACUGUUCAGGCCUGUAUGUUAUCCAUAUUAGACUCUAAAACCAUUUAUUAUUCAAUCAUAGUGAAACUCGUACGAUUCAUCUGGUGUGUUUUGGUAGUCACGUUCUCCACCCUCGAAAUGCUCAUUUGCAAGUCAUAUUAAAGGAAAGGUGGUUUUAGGAGUGUUGCUUCAGACCUACAGCUGUCAGUGUGCAUGUCAGUCCUGAUGCUCCAUCACCAAAGAGCGAGUAGGACUAGGACACCAUGAUCAGGAAGCGUCAUAUUCUCAAAGAGCCUGAGGUCAAAGACUAUUUGGUCAAAGGAGAGAGAUUCACAAAAUGGAAAGAAGACUCGUCACGCACUGUGCCGGUCACUAUGAAGGUGGAUCCAAAAGGAUUCUUCCUUUACUGGCUAAACUCGAGCAAGGAAGUAGAAAUUGUGGAUGUGGCGACCAUACGGGACACACGGACAGGCAAAUAUGCAAAACUGCCCAAACAUCAAAAGGUUCGAAACACUUUCAACAUGGACUUCCCUGACAGUAAUUACUUAAGCAAGACCUUGACCAUCGUAACUGGUCCUGACAUGGUCAAUCUCACCUACUACAACUUCUUUGCAGGCAAAGAGAAAAUAGUGCAGAACUGGGCCGAUGACAUCUUGGCCAUUGCCUACAACCCCCAAAGGGCCAACGCCUGCAGACAAGUCUACCUGCAAAAACUGUAUGUUCGCCUCACACUGCAAACCAACAAGGAUGGCAAGAUUCCUGUUAAAUAUAUCUAUAAGAUGUUUCCAGCUGACAAGAAAAGGGUUGAUAGUGCACUAUCAGCAGCAAAGCUUCCUAAAGGAAAGUUUGACUCCAUAAAGCCUGAGGUGUUCACUGAAGCUGCAUUCAAGACCUUCCUGCUGAACCUUUGUCCUAGGCCAGAGAUCUAUGAAAUCUUCAGCACAUAUUCUAGCAAGCCCUACAUGACCAAGGAGAUCUUUAGCAAGUUCCUGUAUGAGAAGCAGAGAGACUCGAGGCUUAAUGAAGAGCUUUACCCCCCACUGAGACCUGAUCAGGUGAAGGCCCUCAUCGACAAGUACGAGCCCUCCUCUACUAAUGCUAACCGCGGUCAGAUAACUCCAGAGGGUCUACUCUUCUUCCUAAUGGGGCCUGAGACAACACCUGUGAUAUUAGACAAAAUGGCCCUGUGUCAUGAAAUGAACCAUCCCAUCCCUCACUACUACAUCAAAUCCUCCCACAACACCUAUCUCACUGCCGGUCAGUUCUCAGGUACCUCCUCUCCAGAGAUGUACCGCCAGUGUCUGCUUGCUGGAUGCCGUUGUUUGGAGCUGGACUGCUGGAAGGGCAAACCUCCAGAUGAAGACCCAAUCAUUACUCACGGCUUCACCAUGACAACUGAGAUCCUUUUUAGGGAUGUGAUCGAGGCUAUUGCAGAAAGUGCUUUCAAAACAUCGAAAUAUCCAAUCAUUCUCUCCUUUGAGAACCAUGUGGAUACAGUCAAACAGCAGGAGAAGAUGGCUAACUACUGUAGGACCAUAUUUGGAGAGGCUCUACUCACUGAACCCCUGGAGAAGUAUCCGCUGAAGCCAGGCCAGCAGAUCCCCAGUCCUUCUGAGCUGAUGGGAAAAAUUCUGAUCAAAAACAAGAAGGGCGCCACAGCUCCGGCUAAACCUCCACCAAAGAAAGCACAAGAGGAGACUCCUGCUGAGAACGCAGGAGAGCAGCCUGAGAAACCUGAGAACCCUGAGAACCCUGAGAACCCUCAGAACCCUGAGAACCCUGAGAACCAGAACACUGAACAAGACGAACACCAUGAUGACCACCACGAUGACCAUCACGAUGAACACCAUGAGGAAGAGGAACAAGAUGAGGAAAAGAUGAAGAACUCGGAUGAAGGUACAGCUGGACAGGAAGUAACAGCUUUUGAGGCGAUGUCUUCAAUAGUCAACUAUAUUCAGCCACACAAGUUCAUCUCCUUUGAAAAUUCUAAGAAAAAGAACAAGAGCUAUGCCAUCUCUUCUUUUGUGGAAACCAAAGGAGAGCAAAUGAUCGCCAAGAGUGCUGUGGAGUUUGUCGAAUAUAACAAGAGACAGAUGAGUCGAAUCUACCCCAAAGGAACACGUAUGGACUCUUCUAACUAUAACCCUCAGCCUUUCUGGAAUGUAGGCUGUCAGAUGGUGGCACUGAACUACCAGACCAUGGAUUUUCCCAUGCAACUGAACAUGGCGCUAUUUGAGUACAACGGGAGGACUGGGUACCUCUUAAAACAUGAUGUGAUGAGGAGGAAUGACAAGACGUUUGACCCUUUCACCGACAAGAUUGACACCAAUGUGCCCAACACGCUCUCAAUCAAGAUCUACUCAGGCCAGUUCCUAUCUGAUAAAAGCGUGAAAACAGCAGUGGAGGUGGAGAUCAUUGGUCUGCCUGGAGACCCCAAACGCAAAUUCCGUACCAAAAACACUGCCACACCAAAUGCCAUCAACCCUGUGUGGAAUGAGGAGCCCUUUGUGUUUGAGAAGAUUCUGUUAACAGAAUUGGCUUCACUCAGGAUAGUGGCCUAUGAGGAAGGCGGGAAAUUCAUUGGGCAUAGAAUUAUUCCCAUAGAUGCCAUCCAGUCAGGAUUCCAUCAUCUUUGUCUGCGUAGUGAGAGUAACAUGCCUCUGAUGCUCCCUACUCUGUUUGUCUACAUUGAGGUGAAGGACUACAUCCCUGCUGCUUUUGCUGAUUUCACAGAUGCUCUCUUCAAUCCAGUGAAGACUACAAAGCCUGCAAAACAGGAGAGUGCUAACUAUGUAAGCAAAUAUGAGAUGCCUGCUGCUGCAGCUGUUCCAGCCCCAGUGCCUGAGGGUGAUGAGGCCCCAGCAGAGGGCAAUGCUAACCCUUCAGAAACACCUGCCUCAGAUGCAGAGCCUAAAGCAGACGCCCCAGAGUCCACUGACAGAGACAAUCCCAAGUCAGAUGACCAGCCAGAGACCUCAGAAGAGGCUCCUCCGACUGAAGCACCUCCACCUGCCGAAGAGACUCCACCCACUGAGCCACCUCCACCUUCGGAAGAGGCUCCGCCCACUGAGCCACCUUCGGAAGAGGCUCCGCCCACCGAGCCACCUUCGGAAGAGGCUCCGCCCACUGAGGCGCCUGCACCCGCAGAAGAGGCUCCUUCCACCGAAGCACCACCACCUUCCGAAGAGGCUCCUCCACCUUCAGAAGAGGCUCCCCAAGAAACUCCUGCACCAUCUGAAACCUCUGAGGCAGAUCCAAAUGAGCUGGCCUCUGUGACCUGUGAUGAACUGCAGCAGCACAAGAACUACCUGAAGGUCACCAAGAAGCAGGAGAAAGAGCUGAAAGAGCUGGAAAAGAAGUUCCAGAAGAAGGGCGAGGAGCUAACUCAGAAAUACAGUGACCUCUUCAAAGCCCUCAAGAAGAAGACCUCGCCGAAGAAGAAUGAGGCAGGGGCUGAGGGGCCAAAAGCAGAGGAAAUCAAUGAUCUGAAAACGAAGCUGCAGACGGAGCUUCGAUCGUUGUGGGUGGAGAAAUACGAUCAGCUGAAGAAGAAGAAAGAGCAGCAUGCCUCCGAGUGUUUGACCAAGCUGCUGGAGAUGGCUACAGACAGACACGCCAAUGAACUGAAGGCACUGAACAGUGACAAUAAAGGGGGGAAGAAGAAAGAAUCAAAGAGCUCAGGUUCCCAGAAGAGCAGCUUGAAGAAGAGCAAGAGUACGGAACAGCUUGACGAUAAUGACGACGCACAGACUGCAUCUAACGAUCCAUCACAGGAGCAGGAGCAGAAACUGAAGAAGAAACAGGCUGAAACUCUGGCUGACAUCAGAGGCGUGAACAGUCAGAUGAACCAGCAAGCUGUAUCAGAGCAUGCAAAGAAGAUGUGGUCUCUACCAGUUGAUCUUAAGGAAGCAGUGAAUGGCUGUGUAUGCUCUCACUUCCCCGAGCAUGUAGAAAAGGCUGAAGACUCCAAGACAGAGCAGGAUGGCAAUUAUGGCCAAGUUUACCGGGGCUGAUGGCCAUUCAGAUUCCUCUCUUUAGCUCUCCUUAGCACUUCUGCAGGUGUAGUCGAAAGAUGAAAAAAAUUGGAAAAUCAUUCAUCAAUCCACAUGUUGAUACAGUUUUAGAGUGAAACGGGUGCAAAGUGCCAGAAUUUCUCCCAUGAGAUUUGUAGUAAAGCCACUGACACUAUGGUUUAAAGAUGUGUGAGGGUAAACUUCAAUUAUGUAAAAGAGUCAAUCACCUGUAGAACUGUGCUGUUACAUAAAUGUGUCAGUUGUGAUUUUUAGGACAUAUCGAAUCAUUAUUACAAAGGACAUUGGUCUCAAUGGUCUUCAUUUAGCACUUCCAGUUAUUUAUGGCAGCAUUUUGGUAUGUGUACAUACCAAAAUGUGUAUGUGUGUCUGUGUACACACCUUCAUUUAGUACAUAUAGAAUACAAUGUAAUGUUACUUUUUAAGGAGAUGCAAGUGAUGUCUCACUGAUAGCAAAAAUAAACUUAAUUAAAGGUCCCUUAGGCAUAAAUAAUAAUGCAUUAUCUUUAUUGAAUAAUAUUUCUCUUCGAUAUUAUCUAAAAUGUAAUAAAUGUCAAGUUUACAA